Manacus vitellinus (golden-collared manakin) is the source of this 315-nucleotide messenger RNA. RefSeq names its product ATP synthase membrane subunit DAPIT (gene ATP5MK). NCBI's taxonomy places the organism in Eukaryota, Metazoa, Chordata, Aves, Passeriformes, Pipridae. Bases 12 to 191 code for a protein of 59 amino acids. The transcript is spliced from 3 exons. The record is from RefSeq and is a predicted model, not a curated record.
GACAAGCAGCCAUGGCUGGCCAUGACUCGGGAUCUCAACACCAGUUCACUGGAUUUCAGAAGUACUUUAAUUCCUAUACCAUCAUAGGCAGAAGGAAUUAUGUAAUAGCAACAUACUCAGCUGUUGCACUCAUCGCCCUGUAUUUCAAGUUUAGGCCUAAGAAGCAAACUCCUGCUGUGGCAGAUAAGUAAAUGGUUGCUGGCAUGUCUGAACCUCCAAUCUAUGUCACUGUAAUGCAAGCUGAUGGCCUGUUCUGCUAAUAAAAUAUAAAUAAUUACUUGUUUUAUUGGAAAUAUGAAAUGGUGCAAAAAAGCU